Molecule: messenger RNA, 1374 nt
Organism: Brachypodium distachyon (stiff brome)
Lineage: Eukaryota; Viridiplantae; Streptophyta; Magnoliopsida; Poales; Poaceae
Product: polycomb group protein FIE2
Exons: 14
Coding region: 1-1374 (457 amino acids)
Biological process (GO): negative regulation of transcription by RNA polymerase II
Cellular component (GO): ESC/E(Z) complex
Molecular function (GO): protein binding; nucleosome binding
Source: RefSeq, a predicted model, not a curated record
AUGGGGAAUUCAUCUACUAUGGGACGCGCAUGGAAAGAUUUGAGCCCCACAAUCUACGACAGGGAUGGGGAUGGGAAGAUCUUCCACAUCCCCGUGCCCCGCUAUACUCUAAUCACGACGCUGCUGGAGGCUCCUCCUAGCACACGUAGGAGGUCACUUCGCAUCGCCGCAACCACCACCACCGAGAAGGACAAGGGGAAGGAGAAGGAAGAAGAGAAACUCAUACCUGAGCCUGAGCCGCUGCCGCCGCCCAUUGGGAGUGUAGUCUCGCUGAAGGGGCUAGGAUGUGAGCCGGCGGUGGGGUUGCUGAGACCUAACCACCAACGGGAGUAUAAGUUCUCUAGGAAGCUCACUGAGGGGAAUUGCCCGCUCUACGCCAUCGGCUUCAACUUCAUCCACCCUCACCACAAAGACGUCUUCGCCACAGUCGGUGAUAACCGCGUGACAAUAUACAAUGGCCUUCAGGACGGCAACUUGGCUCCUCUGCAAGCAUACAUUGAUGAAGAUAAGGAUGAGAAAUUCUUCACUCUGAGCUGGGCUUCUAACCUUGACGGGUCACCGCUACUAGUGGCGGCAGGAAAGAAUGGGAUCAUUCGAGUCAUUAACUGUGCUACAAAGAAGUUAUCCAAGAAUUUGGUUGGCCAUGGUGGUUCAAUAUAUGACCUAAGAACUCAGCCACAAAAGCCUUCAUUCAUCAUUUCUGCAAGCAAGGACGAAUCUGUUAGGCUAUGGAAUGUCCACACAGGGAUCUGCAUUUUGAUUUUUGCUGGAACAGCAGGUCACCGGGAUGCAAUAUUAAGUGUGGACUUCUACACUUUUGAUAUCUACCGCAUUGCCAGUUGUGGCAUGGAUAGCACUGUUAAAAUCUGGUCAAUCGAAGAAUUUCGGCCAUAUGUUGAGCAAUCCUUUACAUGGAGUGACCUUCCAUCAAAAUUUCCUACAAAAUAUGUCAAGUUGCCGCUCAUGAGUGCUGUGGUGCAUUCUAACUAUGUAGACUGUACUAGGUGGCUAGGUGACUUCAUCCUGUCAAAGAGUGUUGACGAUGAAAUUGUGUUGUGGAAGCCGGAAAUAAACGACAAAAAUCCUGCCGAGAAUAGCAUUGAUGUCCUUCAGAAGUACCCUGUGCCAUACUGUGACGUUUGGUUUAUCAAAUUCUCGUGUGAUUUUCACUUCAAUCAUUUAGCAAUAGGCAACCGUAAAGGAGAAAUCUAUGUCUGGGAUGUCCAGGCAAGCCCACCCGUUCUAGUUACUCGGCUGAUUAAUCCUGAAUGCAAAAAUAUAAUAAGGCAUACUGCAAUGUCGCUUGAUGGAAGCAUGAUCCUCGGCUGCUCCGAAGACGGCAGCAUAUACCGCUGGGACGAAGUAAAAUGCUGA